UUAUUUGUUUGAAUAAUUCCGAAACUCCAUAAAAAAUAUUUUAUCAUAACCACCUAUGCAUUAAUCUCGUAGAGGGAGUUAGGAUAGAGGGAAGACUGAUCUGAUCUUCGCCGGGUAGGUCGGGAAGGGAAGGACCCUUCUUUCUUCCUUUCUUUCAUUUCAUUGAUCUGAUCACCCAUCCAUCCAUCAUCUACAACAUCCCAUCACAUCGUCAUAUCAUAUCAUGUGCACGUGAAUGUAUGGAAACAAGAUCAGCCAAACGAAAGAAACUGCUCCUCCUCAAUGAAGCCCAAUCCCAGCAGCAACAGCAACAGGUUUCUCCAAUUUCUCCUCCACCGCCCCAUCCCCAACGGGAUGAAGAUCGGAUCAGCGAUCUCCCCGACGACAUUAUCCAUCGUAUCUUCUUCUUCUUGCCCAUCAAGUCCAUUGCACGCAUGGGCGUCUUGUCUAAGAGAUGGAACCAUCUCUGGAACUCCUUUCCCCACCUGGAUUUCACUACCGUUGAGAACGCUGAAUCAUCACUCUCCAUCUUCGCCAGGAAGAAGACCAGUCCACGAUCUUCCAAUUCCUAUUUGUCGUAUGUCGAUCAGAUUUUGGACCUUCUCCAAAAGCAUUCGGACAUGAGGGUCCUCAAGUUCCGAGGCUUCUUGACCUUUUCUAAAUUAUCCUGCUUGGUCCGCCAAGCUGUGAAGCACAACCUCCAAGAACUUGAUUUGGAGGUAUCCACGUCUGACUACUUCAACUUUCCUCGGAGCAUCAUCACCUGUGGAUCUCUUCGGGUACUCAGAUUGCGGGCUUUGCAUCCUGGUUUCAGAUUGCCCCAUUUGCAAAUCGUCAAGGACGGCUUCCAAUCCCUAACCUCUUUGUGCCUCUGCCGCCCAGUCUUCCACGACAGGCCAUCCCUCCUAGACUUGUUCACAUCCUCCUCGUUCCCUCUGCUCAAGAAGCUGGGUUUGGAGGCCUGUUUCGGCCUCAAACAUCUCCGAAUUGAAUGCCCUGCGUUGGAGGAUCUGUGCUUGGAGAGCUGCUUUCAGUUGGAGGAUCUUGAAAUUUCUGUCCAGAAACUACACAGACUUAGGGUAUCCAGCUGCUUCACCACCUACAGUAGUAGCUGUUGGGUGAAGAUCAAUGCCCCUGCCCUCGAAAUCCUGUUAUGGUCGUAUAACUCUGUGACGGAUGAAUGCAGUUUGCACAACUUGACCCGUCUGCGCGAGGUCUUCAUCGGCUUCUUCCUCGUGUCCGAUAAUCUAAGUGCAGCGAAGAUGACAAGUGUACUUAAAUUCUUGACUGGAGUUUCAAGUUGCCGGUCUCUGACGGUGGAAUCCCAUUGCAUACAGAUUCUGUCGAAACACAGCCUAUUCUUAGAAGGAAGCGCAUUGUGCCCUUUCAAGGAUCUCAAGUCAUUGGACUUGACAACCAGCAGCUUCAGCAAGCACGACACUGCUGCAAUGGCGGCUCUGUUCAGGAAUGCUCCUGCUGUUCACACUCUCAGCAUCAGGAUUUUGAGUAAUCAGAGGGUAGAAGGACGAGGACAGCAGCAGCAGCAAUGGAACAAGGAAUUAUGGGGUGAGCCUGGAGAAGAAGGAUACUCGUACUGGGAGUCACAAUUAGAAUGGUUGAGGGAGUUUUUUGAGAGCUUAAAAGUGGUGAGGAUCCACGGGUUUAGUGGAGUAUGUGGCAACAACGUGAGCUUGGUGAAGUUUCUGCUCAAGCAUGGGAAGGCGUUGGAGGAAGUGUUGAUAGCGGGAGGGGGAGGGGUAGCCGCUCUCCCCAAGCGCACCAGUCGCAGAGGAGGAGGACGAAGACGCUCACGCUCACUCCUGCUGCUGCGACACAAAAUUAGGUCACAGAUUAUGGCCUUAUCUCGGGCUUCUUCACAUGCUAAGAUUGUUUUCCGGUAGGGUAGGUAGUAGGUAGUAGGUAGUAGGUACCAUAUCAUCAUAAUCAAUCACAUAUAUGCUUUGCUCUGCUCUGCUUGCACUUGCUAGUUGCGGCUACUUAUAAUUAUUAUUAUUACUGAGUUUAUAAUUAAUUAAUUCAUUCAUUCA
Andrographis paniculata is the source of this 2048-nucleotide messenger RNA. Its product is annotated as putative F-box/FBD/LRR-repeat protein At4g03220. The transcript is spliced from 2 exons. The record is from RefSeq and is a predicted model, not a curated record. The coding region runs from base 240 to 1901 and encodes 553 amino acids. Lineage: Eukaryota; Viridiplantae; Streptophyta; Magnoliopsida; Lamiales; Acanthaceae. Gene Ontology annotation, molecular function: protein binding.